AUGAGUUUUAACAGACCCCUCUUACCUCUGCUGCUGCUCCUGGGACCGGCGCUGGGCCUCACCCACGCUCAUGCUUUUGUCUCCAACCGCCUCCAACAACACAAAGUCCUCCAUCUGGACUGGCCGAAAGACUGUGGUCUUGCCCAUUACAAACCAAACACAGCCGAGAGAAUCGUGUCUGGCAACGAGGCCAGGCCUCACUCCUGGCCUUGGCAAGUCUCUCUACAGGUUCGUCCCCGGGGCAGUAAGCACUAUGUUCAUGUGUGUGGAGGGACUCUGAUCCACAAAAACUGGGUUCUCACAGCGGCACACUGUUUUCAGAAGGGAAAAGCAGAGGAUGCUGGGAGCUGGCGUAUCGUACUCGGGAAACACCAGUUGAAAAAGUCCGAAAUGGCAGAGCGCAUUUUCCCAGUGAGGAGGAUCUACCGUCACGAGCAUUUCCGGUACCCGGCCCACAGCGAACUGGAUUACGACAUCGCCCUGGUCAAAGCAGGCACCGACAUACUGCCCAGCAACUUCAUCCGCUACGCCUGCCUGCCGCGCAAGCAGCCAAACCUGAAACCAGGCCACUACUGCUGGGUCACAGGCUGGGGAGACACCCGGGGUGGGAAGGAGAAUGUGUCUCUGGCUGAAGCGCUGAACCAAGCCCGUCUGCCCAUCAUCGACUUUAAAACGUGCCGGCAGAAGAAGUUCUGGGGAGACAGAGUGCGAGACUCCAUGAUCUGCGCCGGCCUCCGUGACACGGAGGGACCCCCAGCCGCGUGCCAGGGUGACUCGGGGGGGCCCCUGCUGUGCCAGCUGGGCACAGAUCGCUGGGAGGUGCACGGAGUCGUGAGUUUCGGCCCCAUCGGCUGCACAGUGGAGAACAAGCCCAGCGUUUUCACCCGGACCGCCGCCUACAUCCCCUGGAUCGAGGCCACGCGCAUCAGAGACUUCUUCUUGCAUUAG
Molecule: messenger RNA, 948 nt
Organism: Chanos chanos (milkfish)
Lineage: Eukaryota; Metazoa; Chordata; Actinopteri; Gonorynchiformes; Chanidae
Product: elastase-1
Exons: 6
Coding region: 1-948 (315 amino acids)
Biological process (GO): proteolysis
Molecular function (GO): serine-type endopeptidase activity
Source: RefSeq, a predicted model, not a curated record